AUGAAUACUAUCCAAACAUUAAAUGAUAAAGUCAUCCGAGCUGUGAAUGAUACUGAAAAAAUAGUUAUAACUGAAACAACCACAGUAACAUUAAAAUCGGAGAAAAAGAUUUUCAUUAGUGAUAAUAUUGAUAAGUUUGACAAGAGAAAUGUACUUCCUAAAACUAUUAAUUCAAAAAUACAACAUCAGCAAUAUAAUUCAAUAUUUAAUGAUUAUGCCUAUUCUUGGUCACCCACUUCCUUCCAAUCGGUUACAUCGUCGUCGUACAACAUUCCAAAUAAAUGGAAAUCACAUUUGGAUGAAAAAGAGCAAGAAAAAUUUCCAGCCUAUCAGCGAACAUUUUAUGAUAAACAUAUUCCUUUUCAGUUUAAUAAGCAAACCGUAUACCGAAAUAAAACUGAAAACGAUCAAGCGAAAGGCAUGAUGUUAAGUGAAAGUUUCUUAUCCAUUGAACAUGAAGAAGAACAGGAUUUUGAGGACGAAAAGACAAUAACAGAUACCGGUAGAGACUUAGAAGAUAUGAUGGAUGAGUUCUACGAGUUACCGUAUUUUGACAAUCAGCAACCAAAAACAUCUAACAAAUCAAAUCAAGCGUAUCAGUCAAAUUUAGAUAUGAAUGUUAGAUCAAGAGCAAACAAUGAUGAAGCGAAUAUAAAUGAUAUGGAAGAACACGUACGAGAAAAACAAAAUGAUCAGUAUAUUAUUGAAAAGAAAAAAGGUAAAAGACAAGCAACAAAAUCUAACUCUUCACCUGACAAAAUGAAAAUAACAGAAAAGGUUUUUGAUUCACAACUAGAAUCAUUGAAAGAUUCUGUUGAACAAUCAUCUCAAAUGAAGAGUUUGCUAAUCCCAUUAGUGAACAAACAACGCUACGUGGUAAAUCAUGAUGAAAUACUUGCUCAAGAUAAAAGUCAUUGCCUUCAAACCGAUAUGUCAUCACAAGAGGUGUCGUAUGAUGAUUAUCUACGUUCGAUUAUUGCUGAACCGCUGACACAUGCUCUAGUCAAUGUCUCUCAAUAUCGUCCAGAAGACAGUAUUGAAUAUAUUUCUAAAUUUUUACGAGAUUGGGCAGAAACAAGUCAUUAUAAUAAUGUUAUUCACAAUGAAACAAAAUUAACGUUAACAAACAUUGAAAUUCAUCGGGAGAACUGUCUACUUAAUCAUAAACAUCAAAAACAUGAUAAACUAUUUAAAUUAAAAGCUCAAGAAAAUAUUCGAAAUGCUAUGCAACUAGAAUAUGAUCGAAAUUUGUAUCAUAAUAGUCAAUGGGUUCAAUUGAUCGAUAUGAAAAAUGAUGACGAACGAGAACCUGCAUCAAUUCAUCAACAUUUUCUAGUCGAUUUAUUACACCAACAACAGACACAACAACAAUUUAAACAGAACAAAACAGCACAACAUAUUCAUUAUCAUGAAACAAGUACAAAUACCGCAAAUGAGCAACAAAUAAGAGAUGAAGUGACUUCAUUAAAAAAUGAACGGGGAUGUGGUGAUACGAUAACAUUAGCCACAUACUUUUCUAACUUGAAAAAUAAAUUAAUAAAUUGUGAUCCAUAA
Molecule: messenger RNA, 1554 nt
Organism: Didymodactylos carnosus
Lineage: Eukaryota; Metazoa; Rotifera; Eurotatoria; Philodinida; Philodinidae
Source: the annotation of a GenBank genome assembly